ACGGAGGAGCCGGGAGUCCGCGGCGCCGGCUCGGGGCUGCGGGAUGGGGAGUUAGCGCCACGGCGGCGGCAGUGGCCGCGGCGCAACCGGCCGCCGCCCCCGGGCCCGUCCCGCCGGGGACGCCGGGCGCGGCCAGCCAGCCCCGGAGCCAGGCCCGCGGGCAGCGGCGGAGGCGGCGGCGGAGCUGGGCAGGUGGAUGCGGCUGGAAGAUGGCGCCCUCGGGCCCGGGCAGCGUCAGGCGGCGGUGCCGGCGGGUCCUGUACUGGAUCCCCGUGGUGUUCAUCAGCCUCCUGCUCGGCUGGUCCUACUACGCCUACGCCAUCCAGCUGUGCAUAGUGUCCAUGGAAAAUAUUGGAGAACAAGUUGUGUGCCUGAUUGCGUAUCAUCUACUUUUUGCAAUGUUUGUCUGGUCGUAUUGGAAAACUAUCUUUACAUUACCAAUGAAUCCUUCAAAAGAAUUCCAUCUCUCUUAUGCAGAAAAAGAAUUGCUAGAGAGAGAGCCAAGAGGAGAAGCCCAUCAGGAAGUUCUUAGGCGAGCAGCCAGAGACCUUCCCAUCUACACCAGGACCAUGUCUGGAGCAAUCCGCUAUUGUGACAGAUGCCAACUUAUAAAACCAGAUCGCUGCCAUCACUGUUCCGUCUGUGAUAAAUGUAUUUUGAAGAUGGAUCAUCAUUGCCCAUGGGUGAACAAUUGUGUUGGAUUUUCAAAUUAUAAAUUUUUCCUCCUUUUCUUGGCUUAUUCUCUGCUGUACUGCCUUUUUAUUGCUGCUACAGAUUUACAGUAUUUUAUCAAAUUUUGGACUAAUGGCCUACCUGAUACUCAAGCCAAGUUCCAUAUUAUGUUUUUAUUCUUUGCUGCAGCUAUGUUUUCUGUCAGCUUGUCUUCUCUGUUUGGCUAUCAUUGUUGGCUAGUCAGCAAAAAUAAAUCUACAUUAGAGGCAUUUAGAAGUCCAGUAUUUCGACAUGGAACAGAUAAGAAUGGAUUCAGCUUGGGUUUCAGUAAAAAUAUGCGACAGGUUUUUGGUGAUGAGAAGAAGUACUGGUUGCUACCCAUUUUUUCAAGUCUAGGUGAUGGCUGCUCCUUUCCAACUUGCCUUGUUAACCAGGAUCCUGAACAGCCAUCUACUCCUGCAGGAUUGAAUUCAUCAUCUAAAAAUCCUGAAAACCAUCAAUUUCCUGCAAAGCCAUUGAGAGAGUCCCAGAGCCACCUUCUUACUGAUUCUCAAUCUUGGACAGAGAACAGCACAAACCUGGGAAAAGGUAAAGCUGGUAUGAGCAAUCCUGCACUUACCAUGGAGAAUGAGAAUUAACUCUUCUAACAAAAUUUACUCAUACUUCACGGAAGUAAUCAGUGCUGUCGAUGGAUGGAAGAGGCUUCCCGCAGGAAGGCACCACUAACUUGCUGUUCCCACCCCCUCUGGCUGGAUAUGCAGAAUGUGAAUUGACCGUUUCUCUCCGAGCUGUUGCUUAAAACAGAACACAUUUUUACUCCAGUAUACAGAUUGUUUCACCUAACACAAAUUCCUCUUAAACAUUAAAAGUAGUUAUGGUUUAUGAAUCAAGGACAAAAAUAUCUUCUAUCAUAAAAACUUGGAAUAAAUUCAUGGGCCAGUUUUCACCCAGAUAUUUGGGGAGCACAACUUACCACAUAAAAAACCCACUGAUCCUCUGAUUUUCUGAUUCAGAAAAUUGAGACUAUUAAGGUACUGAGAUUUAAAAGAUUUCACGUAACAUAAGGAUAAGCUUUAUUUGUAAAACCUGUUACCUACGAGAAGGUGGAGGUAGCAGAUGAGACUUGUUUACUCCCUCUGAUGUGAAUCUAGCCUUAGGCUGCGUGAACUGUAAAAACUAUGAAUUCAUUACAAAUUUCAAGUGGCCUGCAGUUGAAGAUGACCAUCCAUUUUUUUUUUUUUUUUUUUGCCAGACUUUAAUUCUAGCCUUUGUUCCCUGCUGGAAAAGAAGUGUGAUCAUUGAAGCUUGAGCUCAACUGGCUGGAAAAUCUUUGUCAGAAUUAAUACAUUUCUAUUACAUCACAAAUAUAUUUUUCAUUUAAUUAUCUGAAAAUGGGGGAAAGUCUAUAAUAACAAUUAAGAAGAUUGGUUUAUGAUAUUCUUUUGCUGGUUUAGCUUUUAAAAGUCUCUUUUUAGGUUAUUCUAUUGAACAUAGCAAACAUUGAAUUUUUGUUAAGAAUCUCUGAUGGGCCAAUGGAUUAAUCCUUUUGACAUCUAUAUUAUUUCUUUUUCCUCUCAUCAGAAGUAUGACAAUUAAACUACAUAGGUCCUCAAAUACCUGUUAAGAUUAAAUUAUGCAAAUCAUCAAACAAAAGUCAUAUCCUUUUGGAAAUUUAGUCCCACAUGAACUGAAUGGUGUGCUGUUUGGAAACUGAGUUUAAGAUAAACUACAGUGGUGUGUUUGUUGAUGCCAAAAUGUUCGGCUUCAGUAAAUAUACUAAGAAGCUCUUGUGCCUUCUAUGCACUAUUAAAGAGUCUUAUUCUUUUUUAAUUUGAUGGAGUGCAAGUUUUGUAAAUGUUAGCAAUUAGAAUACGCUGUGUACAUUUUUUUGGUACUGAUUUUGAGAAUUUAAAGCAGAUUACCCUUUAAGACUACCCAGCUAAGGAACUGGUAUUUAAACAAAGAGAAAAUGGUAUUAAAGUUUUCAAAAUCUGAAUUAGAUAAAUUCAACACAAAGUAGACUAGAAGACCAGAGGAUAAUGGAGUAACAGAUCUUUGCAGUUGCUCAUCCUUGCUAAAAAUAUGAAGUUUUAUAUUAAAUAACUUCAUAAAAGAACCAGUGUCAGCCCAGUCCAUUUUAUAAAUCAUUUGAGUGCAAUUCUUUGAGCAAUAGGAUGGUGGUCUUUUUCAGGUUUUUUUUUUUAAACUAAAGAUUUUGAUCUGACAAUCUACUUCAAGAAAACUCAGAAGAUAUGAUACAUUCUUACUUUUAUCCUAAAGCAUUGUUUGAUCAUCGUUUUCAUUACCUGAAGUGCCAGGUUGGAACCUAUAGCUCCUGUUAGAAGUCUUAAGGGCAAGAGCAUCACAUAAUGUAUUAAGAAUUAUAUGCAGCCUGAUGCUUUUCAAAGCACAGGACUAGAGCUGUUUUUACGGACAGGAUUCUGUUGGGUGACCCCUCCUGUCAAACUAGAAAUUAGGGGAAAAAGAGGGAUUUUUAUUCUUUACCUUGCUAGAGUACUGUUAAUUUCCCCCCCUCCCUUUAGCUCUUUCAUGUAAUUAUUCAAAUCCAUAAGUCAAUAUACAUUAGAAUCAGAUGAAAACAUUUUUCAAAAUAAAGUUUUUUUCAUUAAGUUGUAAUGGUUCCCUUUUUGGUUUCAUACAGUGACUAAUCUUUAAAAUGUUUUUUGUUUAGUUUUAACUCUAAGGGGUUAUAAUUUUUGGAGAUGAUGGCAUAUCAUUAGAUUUGCAGUAUAAAUUUUAUCUGAGUGAACAGAGCGUCAAAUAGACCUACAUUUUGUAUAUAUUUAUAAAAUGUACCUUAAAAACACUUUAAACACUGCUUUAAAAAAUUUAAUUGCUUAACUCAAACUUGAAGACACUUGAAGUAUGUCCUGACAGUCCAUUAAAUGAUAAUUUUGAUUUUUCCUGUUUUUAGAGAUUAUAUCAUAUAGGUAUCAAUAUUUAAGAAUUUUUUCAUUUAAAAAUGUUGUACAAAUGCUUCAUAUACAUUAGCUAUUUGCCAUUGUGCAGUGGAAGAUUUGUUUUUUUCAAAGAGAAAAAAACUGCAUCUGAAUACAAUGAUGAGACAUUCAAGUAAGUGCUUAUCUAUGAAUUCCCUCCUGUUAUACCAUAAUAAAGUCUGGUUGAUCACCUUUGUUAGCUGUCUAUAUGAAAUUGCCUUUGCACUAACAAUCUAAAUUGCUUUAAAGAUAUACUUUUCCUAAUCAUCUACCAGAGCUCCUGCAGGCAAGAUUCAUGUCUACAACCUGGUUAUGACGUAGGUCUUUGGAGAAGUGGAUGACAGGAUGAGGUGAUUGCUCAUUAGUAGUUAAAGGAGCCUGAGGACAAUUAGAAAAAGACUAACAUUUGAGUGUGCUGGAAUCAGUAGAUGGCUGUUGGAAAUAUGGCAUAUGUUUGACAAAAAACCAUCUUCACUGGGAAAAUCAUACACAAAGGUCUUAUAAACCAUGUUCAUAAAAAAUUAAGCUAGAAAUGUGAUUCAUGCUUCAAGAAAACCUGUGAAAAAGCUGCUACUCGCUUAUAUUAUAAACUAGCAAAUUUUCCCUAUUUUGCAAUAGUACAUGUAAACCUGCUGGGCUGAUUCUUACUGUAUGUAUACUGUGGUGCACACUUACUGUCAAAUAUUUACCUGUAAAAGUGAUAGUUCUGAUACUAUUAUGAAUUUUUUUUAGAAAAGCUACCACGUAUAUUCAAACCUCAUAAAACUUAAACGCAAAUCCACUUACACUGUAAACCGUGAUGAAGGUAUCCUCCAGUACGACCAUCCCCCUUCCACAGACUACAAAUUCUGAUCUGCUAACAUUUUAUCUGAAGUGAUGCAUUUCAACAAUGGAUUUUCGCUAGUAACAUACAUCUCUGGUAGUGUCCCGAUUUGUAUCAAGUGGACAUCACUGAAGGGAUGAGUUCAAGUAGGCUUGUUUCAAAGGAACUCCUGUGGAUCACAAACUAUGAAGUAUCUCCCAGCACGAUGUUCAGUAUAGCAGGAGGCUCUGAAAUAGGAUGUUUUUUCCAUCUUCCAAAAAAAAGGAUGCAAGAAGUAGAGAAUAUGGAUGAGCCCUGGAGUAAUGGCUAGAAAGAAUCAACAGAAGGACAGUCUGUAUACAGAUGUAUACUUCAGGAUGAACCAGAACCAAGGCCAUACAAAUGACCACAAUAUUUGGCAUCAUCAAUAUGAUCUUCAAAGAACAUCUAAAAAGGAAUUUUGGAAGAAAAAAAAGAUAAUUUUAACCAAAAGGUACCACUGGUAAUUUAUAUUUCAGCAAUGUAAGUACUGACUGUUCAUUAACUAUAAUGACAGCUCUUUUCUAUGGUGCUCCUCUGAAGCCACACAUUUAAAUUAAAUGUAUAAGACUGGCUUUCUCAAGAAGUACAGAGCUCAAAAGAAACCAAAGAAAAAGACUACCAAAAAAAUGUAUAAACACAACGCCUUUCCUAUUAACACUCAGACCAUUUUUGAGAAUUUGUAACGGAAAAAUGGCAGGCAUUUUUAUUCCAUUAAUUUAAUAAUACUUAAUCAUGAGAAUGAAUAAAAAUAGCCAGUAAUGGGCAGGGGAGGGGAAGUUUAGGUUUAUAAGUAGCCUUGAGUUUGUGUGCAAGGCUAAGUUGGCUAAAAACAAUCAAACCCCAAACAUGUCUGGACAGCAAACCCUGAACAUUCAGAUUAGGUUAUUAUCCUUAAUAAAGCCAAGAAAAAUAAAGAUAACGAAUUAGUAGCAAAGAAUCCACCAUUAAUUGAACCAUAAAGGCAUUUUUAAAUGCAAAACUGAGAACUCAAAAGGUUGUCUUAAUUCUCUAAUGAAGCACUGGGAAGAAGUACAAAACAAAAUAUUUACUUGUCAUGAACAGUCCAAAUCACUUCUGAAUCAAUACCACUUGGCAAAAUAGCUAUAUGCUUUCUAUUGUAUGUAUUAUUAAUACAUUUCUACAAAAAGUUUUAAAUCCCCAGAAGUAUUCUCAGUCAUUUCUUUAAUGUCUAAGAGGAUAUACUCAAAAGAAUUCUACAGUGAAUAUUUUGCAAGAAGGAAAACUCUUUUGUAAGCAAAAAAGUCCAUUCUGUUUUGUUUUUGCACAACUGGCUUUCUUUUCUUUGCAUUUAGCUACAAUGAAGUAUACCUGUCACUUAACCUAAGAGUAGACUUGGGUUCAUUAAAUUUCAUUCUUCCAUACCUAACUUCUUUAUAUUUGAAGAACUUAUCUCUGUCUUUUGCCACUUAAGGAGUGUCUGCCCAGCAUGGUUUUUGAUUUAACUAUUUCAGAUUUAACCCCUUUAGAAUUCAAAACCUCUUGGUAAGAAUCUACUAAAAAGCAUGAGUCCUACUCUGUAAAUCCUCAAAGAACUGAAGAAUGGCAAGAGCAAACAGUAUUUUCAGCAGCAGUUUUAAUACCUAAGAGAAGCCAAUGCCAGGGAAAACUUAACAUAUGGAUUCCUUGACUUGACAGAAGCAACACUGAUGUGGCCAACAGAAAGUCCUCUGGAGUUCUCCCAUUAGUAAUGUGUAUGACCUUGGAUAAAGGCUACCUGCAUCUGGCCUCAGCUUCCUCACCUAAAAAAUAAUAUGGUUGGACCUACAUGACUUCUAAGGCCAUUCCUGUGAGCAAUGAGUCAGAUCCUGCCUGAUGCUGUGGUCCUAUCCGUUCCAGCUCUAACUGUUCAGCAACUUCCUGUAAACCACCCUACAAGAAAGAAAAAUGGCUUGUCAAAAGAAAGAAACAUUGCAACACUCGAAUUCACAAAUUACAUAACUUAGACAAUGACCAAAAUAGAAAUGAACUUCAGUAUGUAAAGAUGGACCUUAUGAAGAUCAGCAAAAAAACAGAGAAUGUGAAUUACUGAUGUAUUUGUUGAAUGGGGGAGAUGUUUAUAAUUUAAUAAAUGAGAUCCUAAUUGGGAAAA
This is a messenger RNA of Delphinapterus leucas (beluga whale), 6586 nucleotides long. It is a transcript of the gene ZDHHC2, whose product is annotated as zDHHC palmitoyltransferase 2. Gene Ontology annotation, molecular function: palmitoyltransferase activity. The record is from RefSeq and is a predicted model, not a curated record. NCBI's taxonomy places the organism in Eukaryota, Metazoa, Chordata, Mammalia, Artiodactyla, Monodontidae.